Messenger RNA from Aphanomyces invadans, 1710 nucleotides. RefSeq lists its product as hypothetical. Gene Ontology annotation, biological process: regulation of transcription by RNA polymerase II; positive regulation of DNA-templated transcription, elongation. The record is from RefSeq and is a predicted model, not a curated record. The transcript has 3 exons. Bases 6 to 1136 code for a protein of 376 amino acids. Lineage: Eukaryota; Oomycota; Saprolegniomycetes; Saprolegniales; Verrucalvaceae. Gene Ontology annotation, molecular function: RNA binding; cyclin-dependent protein serine/threonine kinase activator activity. Gene Ontology annotation, cellular component: cyclin/CDK positive transcription elongation factor complex; nucleus.
GUACAAUGGAGUCGUCGCCGACUGUGUUCGUGAGCUGCUACGGCGAGCAUGUGACGAAGGAAGACUUACGGCGACACUUUGAAGAAUGCGGCGCGAUAUACAGAAUUGACAUGAUGGAGAACAACAGCGGGCGAUUUACGUUUGUCGAGUUCACUGACGUCGCGGGCGGACGAGCUGCUGUGGUGAAGAAGGACGACUCGAUUUUUCAAGGUAGACGACUCCGCGUGCGGUUCUCAAACAAGAAGAGCAACACGCCGCAAUCGUCUCCCCCUCCAAUUGCUCUCUCGAUGCCGCUGUCUCCGCCGCCUCCCGUGGAAUCUCAUCGACCACGCAAGACACCCAAUGCCAUUGAGUCCCUCGGCCCUUCCGACCCGCGUUCACAUUGGCUCUUCUCGUCGACGACACCUCUUGUAACCCCGUCGUACUUGGCUGGAAUUCCUAUUGACGUGGAGACCCAGCUUCGAAGGACAACCUCUUGGUACAUCGUCGACCUGACACGCAAGUUGGACCUCCCACAUGUGGCGACAGUCACCGCGAUGACGUACAUGAACCGCUUUUUCAUGUUGCACUCGUUCUCUUCCCACGACCGCUACCUUGUCGGGUCUGCCGCGGUAUUCCUCAGCGCCAAGGUCAACGAACGCACCGUCAAGUUGACGCAACUCACGGAGGCGAGUUUGAUGCUGGCGAGUGAUGCCCCAGACAAGUCGUCCUCCGUCACGCCGGCCGACAUCGACCAUGUGAAACAGCGCAUCCGGCAAUACGAAGUUGUGUUGCUCAAUACGCUCUCCUACGACGUCGUGGUGCCGCAACCCCACCUGGCACUCGCCGCGCUAGCGGACGAAGCCAUCGCACAAGUCGACAUGGCUCGGGAAAACGUUCUGAAUGUUGCGGACGUGUUUCUAAAUGACGCCAUGUCAGGAACUGUCGCAUUGCAGCUCACAGCAGACGAGCUGGCGGCGGGCGCGCUGUACUUGUCAUGCCUCUUCCAUCGGAUGGACGACUUUGUGCGCUCGACAGAUGUGUUCGCCCAUGUGCACAUCAAGUCCGUGGCAUGUCAGUUCCUCGCCAUGUACGAUUCGCACCGACUGCCGGGGUCUCUUCAAGCGUUCGCCAACGCAGCCAACUCAAUUUAUUGAACCCUGUGCCCUCUAUUUUCUGAACGCCUUCGCAUCUGCAGCGUCGUCCACGUCGACGUCCUUAUCGUCUGCCAGGAGCAUCGUGUCGUCCUGGAAAGCCUUGCUCUCGUCCUUGAGCGGGAGCAUCACCAUCGCCGCGUCCUGGUUGAGCUUCUUGAAGUUUACAAUCUUCGUGAACAAGAACUCGAGCACGUGUUUGGCGUCGCUGCGUUCGGGAUCCAAUUUGGGCAAGAUGCCGAGGAUCCCUGCCGCCUCCUUGACGUAGUAGUCCAAAUCGUCGUCGGAGCACUUGUUGGUGAGCUGCGCAAGCCGGAGCGACUCGGAGGCAAAGUGUUCGUCGAGGUCGAAUUGAUCCAGCGCUGGCGGCGGCAUUUCGCGUAAAAUGGGCGGAAAUACAGCGGGUUUCAAAGGCGGCAACGGUGUCUCAAACUAAAGGUGCUAUAAGGACAACAAGUAGACAUGAAGCGAGGAUGAACCUGUGGAGGAAUGAGCGACAGUGGUUCAUGCUUCACACCUAGCUCUUUGAAGAGAGCCACGGCAUCAGGAAUGAGCGACGUAUCGAACUUGAACAGCG